GUAUCCCCAGAGACGACGCCAUUUUCGCAGUGUCGGACGUGGUGAAGUUCGCAUAAGGUGAAAAACGCUCCUAUUUUGAGUCGCCCGAGAACAAUUCUAACAAGAUGGAUAUGGAUGAUCACAGUAAUCUUGGUAUGCCUGAUUCAGACAUGCUAAGUGACAUGAUCAGAGAGGAAAUACUGGAUGGUGAAGACUCAGAUCAGGUUCCUGAGGGCAUUCAGCCAGAAUCCUAUGAGAACAAUGAGGAACAAGAAGAAGAAGAGAUGAAAGAAACUGAUGAAGAAAAUAUGCGCAAACGUCCCCCAAGUGCAACUCCCAGUGAUGAUGAACCUGCAUCAAAGAAACGCACCAAUGAAGUUGAUAAGCUAUGGAAGAAUGUGAAUGACAACCCAAAUGACUUCCAAGCCUGGACAUUGUUACUUCAGCAUAUUGAUCAGGUGAGCGAUUUGGAAUCCGGACGAGAAGCCUAUGAUGGAUUCUUUGGUCGCUACCCCUAUUGCUAUGGCUACUGGAAGAAGUAUGCUGACCUUGAAAGACGCAAGGGUACCAAGGAAACAGUUAUGAAGGUGUUUAACCGGGGAUUGGAUGCGAUCCGACUAAGUGUUGACCUGUGGCUUCACUUCAUGGAGUACAUCACAUCGCAGUACCCUGAUGAUGAGGCAUUCGUGAGGCAAGAGUUUGAGCGUGCCAUUGAAACUUGUGGCCUGGAGUUCAAGUCAGACAAGCUGUGGGAGGCAUACAUAAAUUGGGAGAGUGGUGGUAAGAGAUAAAAUGUUACACAGCUGUAUGAGAGACUUCUAGCUACUCCAACAAGUAAAUACAUGCAGCACUGGCAAAAGUUCCAGGAGCAUGUGAAAAAGCACCUGCCGAGUGAAGUUGUUGGCGUGGAUGAAUUCCUCAGUUUACGGCGGUCUGUCCUGACCGAGUUGAACCGCUCAGACAUUGAGACUCCAGAUGAAGCCCCCCCGGGUGUGGAGGCAGCCCCUGGGGACGAACAAGUGGGGACAAACGUGGACGAAGAGACUAAAGCUCUGCAGAAGAGUAUUAUAUCUGCACGCCAGAAGAUUCACGAGGCAAAUGUUGUAGAAGCAAAAGCAUUGUGGAGUUAUGAGGAUGCCAUCAAGAGGCCAUAUUUCCAUGUGAAGCCACUAGAGAAGAGCCAGUUGACAGCCUGGAGGAAUUACCUUGAUUAUGAAAUUAAGCAAGGAAAAGCAUCCAGAGUCAGAGUGUUGUUUGAGAGAUGCCUCAUAGCAUGUGCCUUGUACGAGGAGUUCUGGAUGAGGUAUAUAAGAUACCUAGAGGAAUCAGGAGCACAAGAAAGUGAAGUCCGUGCAAUCUACCAAAGGGCCUGUCUCAUUCAUCUUAGAGACAAGUUCAGACCACACCUUUCCUGGGCAGCAUUUGAAGAAGAGAAAGGUGAUGGAGACCGAGCCCUUGAGAUCCUAGAUGAUAUACAGACAAGAGUUCCUGGAAGUUUGGAAGCUUGGAUGCAGGCUGCUGGGGUCGAGCGUCGCAGGGGUAACAUGGAAGCUACAAAAGAAGUAUUUGAUCGCUGCCUAGCGAUCUGCCAAGAAAGGGAAGAUAAGAAUGCACACUCGCAUGUAUCGCUCAAGUAUGCGAGGUUCCACACUUUGUUCUGUGGUGACACAGACAAGGGAGUUGAGAUCCUCAGAGAAGCUCAUGAAUAUAACAAGAAUAACAGCAAUGUGUUGCUAGCAUUGGUGGAUCAGGCUCUCCUGUGUCAGCCUCCAAAAUUUGCUAUGGCAGCAGAAAUCCUGAAAGAGGGGCUUGAUUCCUGUCAGCAACCUGGAACCAGACUGAUGUUUGCUCACAGAUACUUCCACUUCAUGUCUGAAUGUGGACAAGAGACAGACAGUGUGACCAAUGGCCUGCGUGUUUUAAGGGAAGUUCAGAUGGAGGUGAGACAAAUGGAUGCAUGUGCGUCAGAAACAGAUACUGCAAGUAAUACUAGCAAGCAAGGAGAUGCAGCCAGUGGGGGUAUCUCUGUCAUUGAGUCCCGGCGAGAGAAGAGAGGGAGCCAAGAGAAGACCAGUCCCAGCCCUGUCAAUGGCACAACAGGAACAACACAGCAACAACAGGCAGUUAACACAAAUUACCAAGGCUACCAGCAGGCAGGAUAUGGUGGCUACAACCAGGGCUAUGCACAGGGCUAUGGAGCUUCACACUACCAGGGAUGGGGCUAUCCAGCUCAACAGGGUGGUUAUGGUUAUGGACAGCAGGGUUGGGGGGCAUAUGGAAGUUACUAUGGUCAGAGAUAAGAAUGAAAUCAUUCUUUUAAUUUUACUCCUUUUAAGUGAUUCACAGAUAUAAGUAAUCCUCCAUGUGUAAAGCAUGAUUGUAUAUUGGAAUGCUUUGUUAACAGGAUUUCCAAGUUGUCUAGGAGAUUGCAUCACUUUUUGUUGUAUGGUGAGUAAUGAUAAAGUUCUUGAUAUUCACUUAAGCCUUUCAAGUUUAGAUAUUUGUAUUGCGUCUCAUUAUGAUGAACUUAGUUCAUAUGUCUUGAAUGUACGAUGGAGUAUGUAUGUCUUUGGCAAUUUAGUAAUACUGUGAAUAAAUGUGAUUGCAAAAGGUAGUCUGCAUGAGACCAUACAAACCAGAGAAACUGUUUGAAAUCUGGAAAAUUAUAAAUCCCAUCUUUAGCAUAUUUGAUUAAGCUAUUAAGUACAGUUGCAUAGCACUAUAUUUAGGAAAUAUUCAGUGCAGAACUUGUGUAGAAACUUUGUGAACCAAGUGAUGGGAAGUAAGGCUUUCAAUAUGUAGUGUUUGUUUCAGUGAUGGGUAAAAUAUAUAACAAAGAGGCCUGGGUCUCCCAUUUUUAAAUUUUAAGAAAAGUUGCUUGUACACACACAAAAAAAAAAAAAAAUCUGGCACGA
Penaeus vannamei (Pacific white shrimp) is the source of this 2894-nucleotide messenger RNA. NCBI's taxonomy places the organism in Eukaryota, Metazoa, Arthropoda, Malacostraca, Decapoda, Penaeidae. The record is from RefSeq and is a predicted model, not a curated record.